Molecule: messenger RNA, 8785 nt
Organism: Osmia bicornis bicornis
Lineage: Eukaryota; Metazoa; Arthropoda; Insecta; Hymenoptera; Megachilidae
Gene: scrib
Product: protein lap4
Exons: 35
Coding region: 309-6482 (2057 amino acids)
Biological process (GO): neurotransmitter receptor transport postsynaptic membrane to endosome; neurotransmitter receptor transport, endosome to postsynaptic membrane
Cellular component (GO): adherens junction; postsynaptic membrane; postsynaptic density
Molecular function (GO): protein binding
Source: RefSeq, a predicted model, not a curated record
GCCGAAGCACACGGCGUGGGGGAACCAUCUUUUCAAAGCGUCGUAUUCGUUCACUGUUGUGUGUCGCUUUAGAGCAACGUGAUCAGUGGUUUGUAGACGUGAUGACGUCAGACUUCGAGGCACAAGCCGAGAGCGCGUUUAAAGCCGAGUAGGGCGUGAAAGUGUGUGUCGUGCCGCUCGUUUUCCUCCUAGUUCGUUUAAUCUAUUCUAUCCACGAAUAUGUGCAAAUAGCAGCGUGUGCCUCCGUAAAGCUACGGGACAAUUAUGUUCGGUGCUGUUUUAACGUGAUUAAUAGUGAAAAGGAUACGAUGUUCCGCUGCAUUCCGAUUUUUAAAGGGUGUAACAGGCAGGUGGAAUACGUUGACAAGCGUCAUUGCUCUCUGCUGAGCGUCCCCGACGAUAUUUUACGAUACUCGAGAAGCUUGGAGGAACUGCUGUUGGACGCAAAUCACAUCAGUGAUCUACCGAAGAACUUCUUCCGAUUGCAAAGGCUACGAAAACUUGGCCUGAGUGACAAUGACAUUCAUCGCUUGCCACCAGAUAUUCAGAACUUCGAAAACCUCGUGGAGUUGGAUGUAUCCAGGAAUGAUAUACCAGAUAUUCCUGAGAACAUCAAGAAUUUACGGGCACUUCAGGUGGCGGACUUCAGUAGCAAUCCAAUUCCAAGGCUCCCAGCAGGUUUUGUGCAGCUAAGGAACUUGACUGUUCUAGGGCUUAAUGAUAUGUCCCUAACGAAUCUACCACCUGAUUUCGGAAGUUUGGAGGCACUGCAGUCAUUGGAGUUGAGGGAAAAUUUGCUCAAAACUUUGCCGGAAUCACUGUCGAAACUUUAUAAAUUGGAGCGACUGGAUCUUGGUGACAAUGACAUUGAUGUCUUGCCAGCACAUAUAGGAAAAUUGCCAGCAUUACAAGAAUUAUGGUUAGAUCACAAUCAGUUGCAACAUUUACCAUCUGAAAUUGGACAAUUGAAAACGUUAGCGUGUUUAGACGUGUCGGAAAAUCGGUUGGAAGAUCUUCCAGAAGAAAUUGGAGGUUUAGAAUCCUUGACGGAUUUACAUUUAUCUCAAAAUGUUAUUGAAAAAUUGCCUGAUGGACUUGGAGAGCUUAAGAAACUGACCAUUCUUAAAGUUGAUCAAAAUAGACUUUCUACUUUAAAUCCAAAUAUAGGCAGGUGUGAAAAUUUACAGGAACUAAUUCUUACAGAAAAUUUUCUGUUAGAACUGCCUUCAACUAUAGGAAAACUUCUUAAUCUAAAUAAUUUAAAUGUAGACAGAAAUAGUUUACAAUUGCUUCCUACAGAAAUCGGGAAUUUGAAACAGUUGGGUGUACUAUCUCUAAGAGAUAACAAAUUGCAAUAUCUUCCAGUUGAAGUUGGCCAUUGUACUGCUCUUCAUGUUUUAGAUGUAUCCGGCAAUAGAUUACAGUAUUUGCCAUAUUCCUUGAUCAAUCUGAACUUAAAGGCAGUAUGGUUAAGUGAAAAUCAAGCACAACCAAUGCUUACUUUUCAAACAGAUAUCGAUGAUGAAACUGGACAAGAAGUAUUAACAUGUUUUCUCCUGCCACAAUUAGAAAUUCAUCCUGAUGAUUCAGGAAGACUUGGUAUGCUUGUUGGGAUGAGAAAUGCUGUUCAAGGUGGCGACGUACGUGAACUUGGUAGCAGUGACGACGAAGAAUGGCAAGAAAAAGAAGCAUCACGAACGCAUUCUGUUAAAUUUACAGACGAACCUCCAGAAACUGAUAAGGAGACACCAUUUGUACGGCAAAAUACUCCUCAUCCUAAAGAAUUGAAAGCAAAGGCUCAUAAAUUAUUCAGCAAAGGAAAGAAUGACAGCCGAUCAGCGUCUACAGAAGAACAGGAUAUUUCUCAAACGUUUGGUUUAGAUAAAACUGAGACUGAUACCAUAACAAAAUCUAGUGAUUUAAUAGAAGGUUCUACGGAAUUAGAACCAGCAAAACCUGAAUCGGUAGAAAAUGAAGAAACACAAAUCGUACCUGGAACAUUGACUAACAAUGCGGAUCUCCAGUCUAAUAACGAAUCAGAAGUAGUUUGUAAUAAAUAUGCUGCAGAACCUAGUGCUGAGACAAGGAUUGAUGAUUCAGUUUCUGAGCUAAAGGAGAAAAGUGAAAAGGAAGAUGACGAAUCCGAAAACGAAGGGACUGAAAGACACGUAGAAUUUUCUGUAACAGAGGGUACUGAUUAUGAAGGUAGCGGUGAUUCAAAUAGACCAAAUAGGCUUCAUCGUAGAGACACUCCACAUCACCUGAAGAAUAAACGUAUUCAUACGACGGUAGAUAAAGAAAAAGUAGCUUCCAUUAUUGCCCAGGCACUUAUGAAGAAACCUGACGACACACCUACAUCCACGUCAGCGCCGGCAGAACCUGCGGAAAAUUUUGACACUCAAAGUCAAGGCGCCACAUCCGAUGCUGAACCAACAAUAGAAGUAAGAGAAGAACAAUAUGAAAUUCAUAUCGAAAGAACGACUGGGGGUCUUGGUUUGUCGAUAGCCGGUGGAAUUGGUUCAACCCCUUUUAAGGGUGACGAUGAAGGCAUUUUUAUUUCCAGAGUUACCGAAGGUGGACCUGCAGAUUUAGCGGGUUUAAAAGUCGAAGAUAAAGUAUUAUCCGUAAAUGGUGUAUCGGUAGUAAACGUAGGUCAUUACGAUGCUGUAGAAGUUUUGAAGGCGUGCGGACGUGUCCUUGUAUUAGUAGUUCAAAGAGAAGUAACGAGGAUAGUACCGCCGUAUGAACAGGGAUCAUCUAGAAAAGAUUCAGCGUGCUCGAGUUUGAGUACCAGUAGAGCUCCAAGUGCAACAUCCCAUGUUUCAUCCACGGGUAUACCACAUAACUUAGAGAAUGGUGAUGCGUCUUUACCUCAUGACACUAUCAAGCCCAAGAAAAUUCCAGAACCUAUAUGUUCGACAAGGGCAGGAAGUGAACCAAUGGUAUCUGUUCUUGUUCAUACGACAUUAAUACGGGACCAAAAUGGGCUUGGAUUUAGUAUUGCUGGUGGAGAAGGUUCCCCGCCAUUUAAAGACAAUAGUGAUGCGAUAUAUAUCUCAAGAAUAACCGAUGGUGGUGUGGCACAAAAAGAUGGUAAAUUAUUAGUUGGGGACAAAGUAAUAUCUAUAAAUGGUGUUGAAAUGAGAGGAGCUAAACAUGAACAAGCAGUUGCUUUGUUAACAGGCUUGGAAAGAUUCGUUCGACUAGUAGUCGAACGUGAAAUUCCAAUUUCCCAAGCGAACGCAGCCACGGUUGUAACACCUUCAGAAAAAUCACCACGUGUUAUUGGGGCUCCUAAACCAUAUACAGGAUUGUAUAAUGCAAAUAGUUAUAUUGCAAAUAAGCCAGGGUAUACCAGCUAUCGACGUUCCGUCGAUGCUGAUAGGACUUUAUCUCCGAGUCCCACUUCAAAAACACCGCCUCCCAUGAAAAUAGAAAUUACUGAGACGACCAAAAUGAAUGGCGUUACAGAAACAGGAGGCUCCGUUAAGAAUGCUCCAUCAAUAUCGCCAAGUCCGACAAAUAGUCAACCGCAUCCACAACCUGCUCCGAGGCAUAGCAUUUCACAGCCGACGAUUACACCCACGACAACUGCUAGCUCGACGCCUACCUCUCCUACAGAGCCUAGGUCAACCUCACCCCAGGAAGACAUACAGGUACCGAAGCCUAUCACCAACGAAGAAUUUCAGGCUAUGAUUCCCGCUCAUUUCCUUCGUCCUACAUCCUCGCCAUCGCCAGACCCCCAUCAAGGCCCUAUCGUGACGGUGACAAUAAAACAGCCUGAUAAUCUACCUGGAGAUGUUAAUUUUCCUCCGGCUCCUACCACUCUUGGUAAAGUUACUGAGACCAUCACAAAGAGCACUCUCACCGAGACCGUCGUAACUAGGGUGACCGAAAAUCAAUUGGUACCACCAGUGAUUAUUGAGGAUGUAGUUCUUGUGAAAGAGGGAUCUUUAGGAUUCAGUAUCAUUGGUGGUACAGAUCAUUCUUGUACACCAUUUGGUGCAAAAGAACCAGGAAUUUUCAUAUCACAUGUUGUACCUGGUGGUAUUGCUGCAAAAUCUGGUAAAUUAAGGAUGGGUGAUAGAAUACUGAAGGUAAACGGUACUGAUGUAACAAAAGCUACUCAUCAAGAGGCUGUGAUGGAACUUUUACGACCAGGAGAUCAAAUUAUUCUUACUGUUCAACAUGAUCCAUUACCAGAGAAUUACCAGCUGGUCGAAAUAGAGUACAUCCCUGUGACAGAAUUGGUUAUAACGAAAGAACCAGGAGAAAAACUGGGCAUGCACAUAAAAGGCGGACUUCGAGGACAAAAGGGUAAUCCCCUUGAUCACACGGACGAAGGAGUUUUUAUAUCUAAAAUAAAUUCAGGUGGCGCAGCUAAAAGAGAUGGAAGACUGAAGGUUGGCAUGAGACUAUUGGAAGUGAAUGGUACAUCAUUAUUAGGUGCAACUCAUCAAGAAGCAGUAAAUAUACUGCGUUGUUCAGGAAACACAAUUACAUUGGUAGUUUGUAAGGGGUAUGAUAAAAACGAAGUUGAACCAGUGUACCCCGUAUCCGAUGGAAGAGAUUCUAAGGAAUCUAGAACAUCGAAGGAGUUCAAAGAUCCUGCAGCCGAUGGUACUAAAUCUUUAUCACAGAGUGUAUCCAGUUUAGAUCGCGACGACGAAGAAGCGGCAACACUCAGGCAAGAGCAAGAAAUGAAAGCUGAACUUGUGGCAUGGGAACAAGAAGAAAGAGAACGUGCUUUGCUUGAGCAUAGAGAAAAGUCUACUCCUGAAAAAGUAUUAGAUGUAGUAAGAGCAGCUGAAUCAUUAGUAAGCAAGUCAAAUAGUCCUGUCGAUAUGGUUCCACCAAAAUCACCAGGUGGCACUAAAGAUCUCAAAACGACUACCAUUGUAAUGAGCAAACAUACUUUAGCACCACAAAAUACAAAUUCACUGAGGGAAGAGAGAGCUGUAGCACCAGUGGACAAUUCGUCGCCUCAGUCUCCGGUCUCUGCUCUUACUCCAUCAAAGAAUAUCAAUCGUAAUACUACUGCCCAAACCUUGCCCUCUCCAAAGAAAAAAAGUUCUGCGCCAAAACGUAGCAUUACGUUCGCUGAUCUUCCUCCAGUUUCCAGAGAAGAAUCAAUUAAUUAUACCUAUUCGCCUAAAAUGAAAGAGGAACGGCCAUCAUCCUUGCAUGAUAAAUUUACUUCAGAUCCUCAGAUUGGUUCUUAUAAGAAAGUUUAUCAUAGUCCUACUCAAACUACUCGUUUCAAACUUCCUCCAACACCUUUAACUGCUCCUAUGUCCAUAGAAGAUCAUGGCACUUCGGCUUCUUUUAGCAAACGACAGAACGCACGCUCUGUUGAUGGGAAUAUUCAGGUUGAGUCUUCACCAACACCAUCACCAACUCCACCUCUAGUAAAGAUGUCAGUUAGCGACAAAAAGAAAUUGUUUGAAAGUGCCAUGGAGGAACAUCUAAAACCUUCGCCUAAACCAGAAAAAGUAUUCAGUUUUCUAAGUCAGGAUGAAGUUGAGAAAAUGAAGCAAGAAGAAGAAAAAAAGAUUGCCACUUUAACACGAGAUGAGUUAAAAUCAUGGGCUCAACUUGAUGAAAAUGAAGGUUUAGAAGAUUUGGAGGAAACACUAGAAGAUCAGGAUAACAGGCGACCUAAUAGCCGACUGAGCUCGCGAAGUUCGAUCCCCCUUCUGCAGAACCUUCCAAGCAGUGUAAGGACAGCAAAAGCAGAACGUCGCUUGAAGGAGAGACUGGUACAGGAGGGGAUAAUUUCGGAUGAAGAUGAAGAAAGCCAUUUGAGUCCUGCUGAACAAAGAGCUUUAAGAGCAGAAAAACGUGCAGCAUGGAGACAGGCGCGUUUAAAAUCUCUUGAACAGGAUGCUCUUCAAGCGCAAAUAGUAAUUAAAAAAAUGAGCGAAAUGAUGGAUACUGCGAAUAAAGCAGAUACCCUGCAGGAUUCCACUGAUUCCGUCACUCCUGUUCCAGAAUCAGAAAAGGCAGCUGAUUUCACUACGUUACGGCCGUCUAGUGCAGAUUUUCCCAAACUUGCUGUACGCAGCAAGCUGGGUCCCCCUAAAGAGAUACGCGAAUCCGAGAAAGUAGUGGACGAGAAGGUCACUCGGCGUACCGAGGAAUAUGUGGAUGAGGUGACGGGUGAACGUCGUGUACGAACAGUUGAAUACGUCGAGAAGCUCAUUGAGCGACAGGUUGAAACACUUCGAGAAAAGAUUAUUUCACUGGAAUUAAGUAAUGCUGAAGACGAAGUUGAAAGUAUUACCGGCACAGGAGCAAGCGAUGCUGAAAGCGAAAGUGAAGAAGUUACAGGACAGUCUUCGGCUGUGAGUACACCGAAAGAAAAAACUGAAACAAUUAUACCUACAAAUAUCACUGAAGGUGCCGCUCCUAAGAUAAGUGCAAAUACUGUUGUUGUUUCAAAGAAAAAGAAACGAAAACGUUCGAAAAAGGGUCGUCAUUGACCUAAAAAAAGGAUUCUGGUGCAAAAUGAAAAAAAAAAUACAAAAACAAAAAGACAUGUGCAAGGAAAUUGGUGAAACACUUCCUUGUAAACAGCAUUGUGAAAGUGUGUUCCAGUAAUGUAAACAUUGCAUUACAUUGAUCUUUACAUAUUUUCAAUUACAAAUCUCGACUGUAUUGGUGCAUGUAGUACUACAAAUCGUUCAUUAUAUGUUGCGGAUUCAAAGUAUACACAUGUGUGUAUAAGAUAUCAUUUCAUAUCCAUGAUUUAAUGUAAUUUAUUUAGGUGCAUUCAAAACUAUGUUUAUUUCUAAUAUACGUCGUGCUAUGUUUUUAGUAUCAAUUAUGCAGUUUCCUAAAAUAAUACAUUUUUCAAUAGGAUUAGCAUUUCAUCUUUACUAAACUGGUGCAACCUGAUAAUCGGCAAUCAUCUUCCAUAUUUUAUAUAAUGACAAAAUGUAUAUUUAAUACUUUCUUUUUUUUAGAAAUUCAACUUAAAAUAUUUCAAUUUUGAAGGAAUUAUUACUUUAAAAAAAAUGAGAUCUCUGAUGGAAUUAUAAAUUAGUAUUUAUAUAACAUCGGAAUAGUAUUUUUUUUUUCAAUACUAUGGUCUUAAUUAUUUUAUAAAAUAAUUUAUUAAAGUCAGAUCAUAUAGAAAAUUCAUAUGGUUUAAUCUAUAUAGAAUGAUACACAUUCCCUUUUUUAAUUUUUAUUUUUUUUCUUCUUUGAACUGUUACUAUUAUAAAUAAUAUUCUUGUGUUGAAACUCAAGUAAUUUAAACAACAGUAUUUUGGUUAUUGAAUACGAAUAAUAUAAUUUGAAAACUUUCAAUUAAAUUAUAAUACAUGAUUGGCUUCAAAUGUAUGUAAGAUAAAUUAUAAUUAGUUAGCAUGAGAAUGAAAAGUAACGUAAACCACGAUUAAUGAAAUGUGGUUUGUAAAGUAUUUUAUUUAUUUUCCUUUAGAAAUAAGUAAAUUAAUAUAUAUAUUAUGUAAAACUGUUUUAAUCUAUUUGAAGAUUCAUUUAAAAAGCAUAUGUAUUUAAUCAUAUUGUUAAAUAUCAACAUCGUUUAAUCAUGCAUCUUUAGAAGCAAUACUUUAAUGUAUUUAAAGUAUGUUGUUCAUUUAAUUUAAAAGUUGCCACUAAUGUAAUGAACACUAGUAUUGAAUUUUUUAAUUGUUCUAAAUAUAAAAUUACAAUACAUAUUCACGAAUUCUAUCUUUUGAAUUCAUUUAUUUUAAUUUAUUUAUGCUAACAUUUAUUAUAUUUUGUCGCUAGUAUAUUUCAUUUUACAAUACACCAAUAUAUUUUUAUAACUGUUUUCGAUUAUAUACUCAAUAUAUGUGAUUUUAUGGCAUAUAAUUUGCAUUGAAACUUGGUAAAAUAAUUAAUAUAUAUAUUAAUUUGGUAACAUCAAUAAAAUAUUGCAAUAUACGUAUUAUUUGUAUCUUAAAUUUAAUUUUUCUCAUUUUUCUCGUUCUUGCAAUAUUAAGUAAACAUCAUUAAGCAUAAAAAUAAUUGUAUGUUUAAUAGACAAUUUUUAAUGAAAACAGAUUGUAUUUUUAGUACUAAGAUUUAUAAAAAUUAUACGUGUAAAAUUACAUAAUGUAUAAUAUAAGCAAAGAUUAAUUCAGAUAAAUACACUAUUAACUGUGGUGUAUAAUGCGGUUAAAGGAGCGGGACCAAUAUUCUGCAUAUAAAUUAUACAACAAAAAUGAAGUACAUUCUUAAUAGAAACAUUAUGUAUGAUUUAAUAUUUGUUGUCAAUAUUAUAGCAACAACAAUGAAAUGAUUAAUGGCAUUGCUUAUAAGAUAUUGUGCAAACAUUAUGCCAACAUUAACACAUUUAAAAAAAAUGAAUACUCUUAAUGUAAAAGUUAUAGUGUUAAAUGUUAUAAUUGUAAAAUCAUUUAACGCUAUAACAUCCUUGCAGAAAACCACGUUCGCUAAUAUCUUAUAAUUAAAUUUUUUAUGUUAUACAAAACAGGAUCAUAUUUGCAAACUCUCAUAUUAAAAGUAAUAAAAAUAUAGAAAUCGAAAUAAUUUAUAUAUACCAUUACAGUACUUGUAUUAAUUCUUAUUUAUAUAACUAAUUCAAGAAGAAUAAUACAUUUCGUUGUAUACGUUUUAUAUUUUGAUAAUAUCGCAUAGUUUAUUUUAUAAAUAAUAAGCUGAAACUACCGAUUUCCUUAAAUGUGUCAGAUUAAACUAAUAAAGUGCUGUUUAUAUGAUUAGUACUAAAUAUUUAUGGUACUAAGUUGACAAAUAAAUAUAUAUUUAUUUAUCUGUGUUUUCUAUUAAAUAA